Geodia barretti is the source of this 237-nucleotide messenger RNA. Lineage: Eukaryota; Metazoa; Porifera; Demospongiae; Tetractinellida; Geodiidae. The record is from the annotation of a GenBank genome assembly.
CAAGUCUACAACGACAUUGAGGGUCCGUUGACGUUCUUCAGCUCAGCUAAUGGCAGAACCUUCCCUGGAUAUGGUGUCUUGAGUGUUGGUCUGGGAGUGAUCCAUUACACCCAGGAAAGUGUUCCAUCACAGUUCAAACCAAAUGAGUCAGAGAAGAGAAUGAUUCUGUUACUCCAUCGUGGGAUCGAGGCCAGGCAAGGGGAAGGUAGACCAGGUCAAUGUGUCUCUAAACUGACU